ACUGAGCAGUUAACGUAACAUGUUGUAAUGAAUGUCUUCCUUUAACUGCGGUCCAGACCUCUGUGACAGUGGACCGUGUGUUAACGAGGGAACUUGCAUUGAUGUACCCGGCGGAUUUACCUGUCAGUGCCCGGCUGGCUACGACGGACCAACAUGUGACAGCGUUGCUCGCUGCUUGCUUACCAAUGACCAAUCGGAUGUUCUGAUUGUGGUAUCGGUCGAGCAGGCUGUAUACCUUCCUGGUGACUUGAUUGAGUAUGGUUGCCCUGACGGAUAUCACCUCAGCGGGUCCGCCACGAGAUAUUGUCGGUCAGACUUCUCGUGGUCCGGACAUGAGCCUGAAUGCGUCAUGGAAGAUCGGGCUUCUACUGCCCACUGCGUGCUCACCCUCAACUCAUCCGAUGUCCUCACGAUAGUAGCAGGUCAGCAGGCUGUAUACCGUCCUGGUGACUCGGUCGAGUAUGGUUGCCCAGACGGAUAUCAUCUCCGUGGGUCCGCUACCAGGAUCUGCCAGGCGGAUUCAAAGUGGUCCGGGCAGCCAGCAGAGUGCCUCAUGACGAGUUUGAGAAGUGAUGGUCGUGCAGUACCUGUGGUACCCAUUGUCAGUGGUAUAGGGGUGGUCAUCUUCUUUGCUGUAGUUCUGGCCAUUGCUAUCACUGUCUUCAUACGCAAGAGGACAGCUAGUUACGGGGACGAGUUGGUUAACACUCCUGACGUCGCAUACCGUACCUCCAAGGAUCUCUUCAUGGGGGGAACAUAUGCAGAAGCCAAGGAAGCCACCAAUGAACCAAUCUACCAGGACUCCAUUCUCUAG
Patiria miniata (bat star) is the source of this 814-nucleotide messenger RNA. RefSeq names its product P-selectin-like. The record is from RefSeq and is a predicted model, not a curated record. The coding region runs from base 32 to 814 and encodes 260 amino acids. Gene Ontology annotation, biological process: complement activation. Gene Ontology annotation, molecular function: calcium ion binding; serine-type endopeptidase activity. NCBI's taxonomy places the organism in Eukaryota, Metazoa, Echinodermata, Asteroidea, Valvatida, Asterinidae. The transcript has 5 exons. Gene Ontology annotation, cellular component: extracellular region.